GCUGAAGGCGCAGCUGAAAGUCCCACAGGCAGGCAGGCUGCUGCCGCGCCGAGCUGCGCGCGCACACUCACACGCUCAGCUCUCAGCGGAGCUCGCGCACACCUCCCCGGAGCUUCUGGAGCCUCUCUAGGCGCGCGAGGAUGGCGCAGGAGCCGCGCGUGCACCGUCGCGCGCUGCACUGAGCGGAGGAGCUCGUGCUUUGGCCGUUUUUGCACUGAAGCGCGACUUUUUCUCGAGGUCUGUGGAUUUUGUGCCGCCGAGGCGCGCGAGCGUUCAGCGCGCGGAGAUGCCGUUCUCGAAGCGCGCGGUGGAGCCGCGGUGUGUGUGGCGGAGUGAGCGCGAGCUCGAGCAGGAGCGCGAGCGGGGCUCGAGCCCAGACCGGGACCUGCGCGCGCUAUGCGGCGCGGCGCUCGCGUGCACUCUGCGGCAGCUGGCGGACGUGGCGAGGCACGCGGGUUCCGUGUUCGAGGAGCUCGAGGAGGAGCUCGCGCGGACCGAGCAGAGGCUGAGGACGCUGCGCGAGACAGCGGGCAGAGUGCAGCGGCACGUGGGCCAACUGGAGGCCAAACAGGAGGCAGUGCCUGUGUCGAAUCUGGACAUUGAGAGUAAGCUGACUGCUCACUAUCAGUCGGUCUUUCACCUGCAGAGGAAUGUGUUUCUCCCGUCCACUCGGCCAGCCUGCGUGGAGGAACUGCACCGAAACGCCAAACAGAGCCUACAAGCUCUGUACAGAGAUCAGCAGCAGAGACAGGAAGUGAGUGACAGAGAGCGGAGGAGGGUGACCAUCUCCAUCUCCGCGGCUCCGCCCAUUCCCGCGCACCCCUCCCCCCAGUCCCUCCGGAACCAGGACCACCUCCACACGGAGAGAACAGAGGGAAGCACAGACACUCACACAGCACACGCACAGGAGGAGGAGGUGAGGGAUGCAGCAGUGCAGGUAGAGCACUCACAGUUUGAGAGCGCCCGGUCCUCCUCUCCUACUGAAUGUUGCCAGUUCUCCCGAUGGAGCAGAAAGGCUGUGGAUGACCCAGACUCAGAGGGCAUGGCUCUAGGACUCCGGUCCAAGUGCCCCAUCCCUAACGUGCCCUCCACGCUGGAUAAACAGACCAACUGGAGUGGAGUUCUACCGCUGCCCACCCCAGAGGACAGGAUGAAGAGCCACUCGCAGGCCAUCGGGUCCUGCGUCGUCCCCAUCAAUGUCACGGAGGAAGUCUCCAUUGCUGCUCCUUCCUCAGCGAUUUCAGCCUUUCUCAGGGUCGGAUUUGACAGAGAUGCCAGUGUGCGCUGCUCGCUAGUCCACUCACAGUCUGUGCUGCAAAGAAGACGGAAGCUGAGGAGACGGAAAACCAUCACAGGCAUUCCCAGACGAGUGCAGCCAGACCUAGACUCUGAUGAGUCCCCGGUAGCUAGAGAACGGACAGUGAUAGUGCAUGCCAGUCCUGACACUUGCCAGGAGGAUCUCAUACUCUCUCGUCUUAACACCAGGGACUCUGGUUGCCAGACAGACGACCUCUUGAUAGUUGCAGCAGCACCGUCACGUAGACGGAUAAGAGCUCAGAGGGGACAGUGUGGAACUGUGUCACUCUCCCAUUCCACAGGGAAUAUCUCCUCUCUCCCGGAAAGCUCUGAAACCAUGUUUGCUGCCUCUAUUGGCUCCCGUUUGCGCUCCCGUAGCCUGCCUCGUGAAGGUGGCCGGUUAGUUGAUGAAGGCCACAAUGGUAGUGAUGAGGAUGAGGAUGAGGAUGAGGAUGAAGAACUUUCCCCAUUUGAAGCAGAAGAUUUCCUUGCAGUACAAGGAGAGCACAUGCUGAAAGAUGAAGGAGAGAGCACUGAUGACCAGGUGCCGCCAGAACGGCAGCUAGGAAGCUUAAAGUUCAAGCAGCUACCUGAGAGCCCAGAACAUGUGUGGAUGGAUAGAGGUCGGUCCCAUCUGCCUCAUAAAGCUGACAUGGAAAGUUGUGAGAUUUCAUCUAGCUCAGACACGUUCAGCAGCCCCAUCCACUCCAAUCCUGGUAUACUGACCAGCCAGAUGGAUCACAAAGAGGACCAUCAGUCUUCCAGUGGCAACUGGAGCGGCAGCAGCUCCACAUGUCCUUCUCAGACGUCAGAGACUAUUCCUCCUGCAGCCUCACCCCCACUUACUGGAUCUUCACACUGUGACUCAGAGCUGUCUCUAAACGCAGCUCCUAAUGCAAAUGAAGACUCUACAGGCUUCAUUAUUGAUCCAUAUUCUGGGGACAGGCUUCAAGGUCUUCGUGGUCACAGAACAGGCUCUUUUACUUCCACUGCAACUGACAUGCUGGAUGACGCUGGAGUCAGCACUGCAAGUGAAGGCGAGUGGAGUUACCCUCAGCAUAGGCACAGCACAUCCUGCCAUCAAGGCUUCAGCCCUGAACACUCCAGGGAAGAGGAGGGUAGUCUAGAAUGCCCCAGUUUUGCUAGCAUAGCCACGAUUGAGAGCCUAGAUAAGCCUCCCUCUGAAAAGGCUGACACCAUGUCGCACUUCUCUGUGGAUGCUGAGGGCUACUAUACCUCCAUGCACUUUGACUGUGGUCUUAAAGGUAGCAAAAGUUUCACUUACAACUAUGCAUCAGUGGACCAGCAAAAGGAAGACUACAGAGGUCACAGUCUUGGGAGACGCAGUCUCUCUCUGCGGAAACCAAAGGUGAAGCCAUCACCACCAAAACGUAGUUCAUCCUUAAAGAAAAUCAGCAGCCACGUUGGCCCAGCUCUGGAAACAAAUGAACCAAAGAUAACUGGUGAGCAACACCUACCAAUGUCUUCCAAGGAGAAAUUGUUGCAGAUGAGAUCAAAUGACCCUUCUGACCAGCUAGAGAGUGAGGAGCCAGUGGAAGCCUGGGGUGUUCAGUGUUCUAGUGAGAUUCCAGAUAUUGCUUACCUUGGCUCCACAGACACACACUCCUUCAAGGAUGAAGGAGCCGUGCAGUCUGACUAUGCAGACCUCUGGCUUCUGAAUGACUUGAAAUCCAACGAUCCAUACCGAUCCUUGUCAAACUCCAGCACUGCUACGGGUACAACAGUCAUUGAAUGCAUAAAGUCACAGGAAAGCUCAGAGUCACAGACUUCCCAGUCUGGCUCGAGGGCCACCACUCCUUCACUGCCACCUGUGGAAAAUGAAUUCAGACUGCCCUCCCCAGAGAAGCUAGUAGGUCUGGCAUCCCCUUCUAGUGGCUACUCAAGCCAGUCAGAGACACCAACAUCUUCUAUGCCAUCUGCUUUCUUUACAAACCCUAACCCCAUCUCCCCCACUGGUGGAAAGAGGAAACCAAAAGUCCCAGAAAGAAAGUCCUCUCUUGCUUCACUGCAACAGCGCUCAUCUAAGAGGGACCUUGAGCUACCCAUUAUACCUCCUACCCAUCUUGACCUAAGUGGCCUUCACAGUGUCAACAAGCCUUCAACCCAUAGGAACCAGAUGCACAUCUUCCACCAGAACAAACAGAAAGUGGCUGCAGCAAAAGCUGAGGCUGGAGCUUCAUUGGCUGCAAAAGUUGAACCUGACAGCACCGGUCAAUUAGUAAUUACCCCUAUGGUGCUUCGUUCAGUGCAGCUACGCUCAGUUGGCAAACCUGGUGAAGAAAACCAUGAUCAGCCUUGUACAGAUGCUUCCACUAGACCCAAGUGCCCAACUGUAACUAUUGUCACAGAACCCACCAAUAGUAAACCCCAUGAAACCAGGAAGCCCCCACCCUACAGACCCCUGACUACCGAAACCUCCUCUAAGGACAACUGUGAAUCACUGCUUACUCUUGCAGAUGGACCAGCUUCUGGGAGUCUGGCGAGCCUCCUUGGUGCUAGAAACAGAUAUGACAGGUUAGCUCCAGUACAUCUUUCAAGCCUGACUGCUUUCAGUGCAACUUCUGAAGAGGGGAACCAAGAUGACAUCACAGCUGACAUAUCAGAGGACAUAGUGGAACAAAAGGUAUCUUGUGACCAAGAGACAAGUACUUCAAAGGAGCUGUCCCCUCAGAACAGUCUAGAAGCAGAGAAGGGUCAACCAGGGAGAUCUGAGGCAACAGAAGAAAACACAGCAGUAUCCCCUUCUGAUCAUCAUGGUAUAGUGAAGACUUCUGAGAGUCUUGACAAAGUGCCUGAUUUUAUGAAUCGAUCAUCACUGGAAUCAUUGCAAAUAAAUCCAGUCAGCGAUGCCAGUAAUCAAGGAAGGGAAUCACUGACAUCAGGUGUUCCAGCCAGAAGUGCCUCACAGGACAACAUGGAGGAAGGACUGACGCCAGACACAGAGGGUUACUUCAGCAAAGAAUCCACACCUAGUGAUCCGACAGUGUCCCCUCAAAUGGAUGAGGACGUUUUUCUUUCUCCUAGUAAAGCCCGCACAACAGAGGACCUCUUUGCCAUGAUUCACAGGUCAAAAAGAAAAGUCCUUGGCAGAAAGGACUCUGGAGAUAUGGCAGGGAGAGGUCGCCUGAGUGCAGCUAGCAGUCCUUUAAACUCUCCCAGCACCCCUGUCACUCCAGCCACUCCAACGAGCUCCCAGCGGGCCCCAGGACCAAUUUACAGGAGUGUCAAGAAGUCCAGUACCUCCAAUGAGGAAUUCAAACAGCUGUUGCUGAAAAAGGGAAGUCGCUCAGAUUCCAGCUACCGCAUGUCUGCCACGGAGAUUCUAAAAAGUCCCAUUGCUUCCAAAAGUUUCAGCGACUCUCUUGCAGAAGGUUCCAAACAACCCGACGAGUUCCCUUCACCCUUGCAGCUGCAAUCCCCUGAGGGAACCCCUGAGCAAUUCCCAAGCCCCUUCCCAAAAGUCAGCGUGGAGGGCUUCACCACAAAAGUUUUUCCCACUGGUUCUUCCAGACCAGGCCGCUCAAGGAUCCCGCCAGCUUCAAACAGCAGUCGGUACAGCACACGUAGUCGACUGUACACGGCACCCAUGCAAGCGAUUUCUGAGGGAGAAACAGAAAACUCAGACGGGAGUCCACACGAUGACCGUUCCUCUUAAAAGCAAAACAAAAAAAAGCACCUUCUACUAUCAGCCACUAAACAAGAACACCAGUCUUUUUGAACUUUUUAUGAAGCCAGUAACAUAUUUUUGAUUCUCUUUUUAAAGCAGAAAUGAUAGACAACUUGUGCCGAGUUUAUACCCUUUUGUAGCUCUGAGGAACAAAUAAGAAAAAAACAGAUAUGUGCAGAGAGAUUGUUUCAUUUUUAAUGUAACACUUCCAUCAUAUUUGUCACUCAAUUUUUUAUGUGUGACCGGGACUUUGCUUAUGUUUCUGGAACAUACGUGUGUUAAAUGACAUUACAAAUUUCACCAAGUAUGAAUAAUCAUACAGUCAUAAGCAUAUGCAGUACAUCACUAGCUAUAUAAGAGCACAGCAGUCUAUAUUGUUGAGUUGCUCAGUGACCGAAAAUUGAGCAUAAAAUUGUGUGUGCAUACAAUGUUAUGUAGCUACGUACAUAAAUGUAAACAUGCCCAAGACAGAAAAACAUAGGACAAUCAAAAAGUGGCCUUUUUCGAUGUUUGUUGUAGCAACAGUGGGUCAGCUUCCUCAACAAAUAUUUAAAAAAAUAAUAUCUCUGGUGCUGGAGCCUAUCCCAGCAGUCUUACCACGACCCUAGCUGGAUUAAUCAGUUUAAGAUGAUGACGAUGACCAGUCCAGUGUUAGAUAGAAUUCACAGUCAUUUGACUGGAAGUUUUGCUACGUAGUUUUAUCCUAUUACUAUUUUGCACUUCUCUCAAUUUAUAACCGGAAUUAUUAAAUCGAGUUUUAUAGUAAAAUACUGUUAAAAAAAGAAAACAUUUUAUGCAAAUUUAAAGCAGAAAAUAAAUUAAUGAAUCAAAAUAGGCUUCAUUUAUCAAGCAUAUCAGCUGAAUCAGCUCAGAUCAGUGAGCAAAGAAUGAUUUUACAGAUUUUUCUGAACUUUUCAGAAUUUAUCCUAUUGAAUAAAGACAGCUGUGAAGUUUAUUAUUUAAAGAUCAAUUCUGUGUAAUGCAAAUAACCUAAAAUAUGCAACAGUAGUGAAAUAAUAAUGUGGUUGUCCUUCUUAGAUGCAGCUGAACUCUGUUUAAUUUAACUGCAAAUUCAAGAAGACCUUUUCACUUCACAGUGGCCCUUGGUCAAAUGUUCUGUUGAAAAUAUAGUGUGAACAUUAGUUGAGACAUCCUCUACAGGGAGCACACUUGGCAUUUUAAUAAUAAUAAAAAUAAAACAUAAAAAUAUAAAAUUAUGUUUGCGCACAUUUUAUAUUUAACUUUUCCCCCAGUAUCUUACAUUCAGUAAGUAAACAGUGAUUGUGCAUUAAAAUGUGCAGAAGUGUGUUCUCUGUAAAGGGUUGUGCCCUGUGCCCAUCCCCCGGGCCCCGAUGACAGCCACGAGAGCCGGCAGGAAGGCAGGGCCCGAAUCCCAACCUCUGCCUCAGCCUCCAGAGACGGGAUGACAACGAUAACGGCCACGAGAGGCACGAAGGGGCCGGAUGCGGGUCCCGACCUCUGCCACCCCUUGCUCACUUGUGGUUCUUCUCUCCCAGCCAUCCUUGUGGGACUUUGUCCUCACUCGGGUUCAGGUCUCGUCUUCCUGCUGGCUUCCUGCUGGUCAUCAUCGAGGCCCUGGGGACGGGUGCAUGCCGCAAGGAUGUAUUCACUUGGAAAAUCAACAACAUGUAAUUUGGCCAGGGUUGCCCACUAUGCCCACUAAGAUUUAGUCACAAAACUGUUUAAACGCUACACCACAAGGCGACUUUUCAAAACAAUAUCUAUGUUUUUUGAUGAAUUCCUUCUAAAGGAGUGUGCCAGUUCUUUCUGAUUGCUCGAAUAAGCUCAAGUUUAGUAGUGAAACUAAAUAACCUGUGAAGUGCAUCGAUAUGAACGAUUUGGGAUAAAUCGAGCAGCGCUUUGGUCACUGGAGUACUGAUUCUUCACACGCUGAAUUAAUAAUUAAUGUACAUUUGUAGGUGACCUCACGUCAGGACUGGCACUGCGUGAACUAGGACAGGAAGACGAUUUGAAUCUAAUCUAAUUGCAUACACGCCCGUGUUUUAGACCAGCGUGUCUUGAUGUGAUGAUGUUUUGGUCCUUUUUUCCCUGUUUCCCCCUAGUGGCCAUUGAAUGAACUGCAUGCAAUAAAUAUCCAGACACAGUGGUGACAGGUUACUAUAAAA
Pygocentrus nattereri (red-bellied piranha) is the source of this 7131-nucleotide messenger RNA. It is a transcript of the gene nhsa, whose product is annotated as Nance-Horan syndrome a (congenital cataracts and dental anomalies). Gene Ontology annotation, biological process: cell differentiation; lens development in camera-type eye. Lineage: Eukaryota; Metazoa; Chordata; Actinopteri; Characiformes; Serrasalmidae. The transcript is spliced from 12 exons. The coding region runs from base 287 to 4972 and encodes 1561 amino acids. The record is from RefSeq and is a predicted model, not a curated record.